Molecule: messenger RNA, 1674 nt
Organism: Penicillium olsonii
Lineage: Eukaryota; Fungi; Ascomycota; Eurotiomycetes; Eurotiales; Aspergillaceae
Source: the annotation of a GenBank genome assembly
AUGGGAUAUGCUGCGGGCCUUGCUCUUGUUUUCCCUGUCUUGAUCCUUUUGCACCUAUUCGUUGCUCCUUAUACGAAAGUCGAGGAGUCCUUCCAUGUCCAGGCUGUGCAUGACCUGCUAGCUAACGGGCUGCCCAACGGUUGGAAUGAUACGACUCUCAACAGAACGAAUUAUGACCAUUUCGCCUUUCCCGGGGCUGUUCCCCGCAGCGCUGUUGGGGCUACAGCUCUCGCUCUGCUGUCCAAGCCCGUGAUCUUGUUCCGCGCUGGGAUCAACCAGCAACUACUAGCUCGAGCCAUCCUGGGUCUUUUCAAUGCCUCAUCUCUAGCAAUCUACGCAACCGGGCUGCGUCGCAGCUUCGGACGUGCAGUAGCUAUUUGGUACAUCGUCUUCCAAGCAAGCCAGUUCCACCUCAUGUACUAUGCAUCUCGGCCACUAUCCAACAUGUUUGCCUUUGGGAUCACAACUCUUGCAUUCUGGCUACUUCUGCCAGGACCAAACCCAUCCCAAUUCCAGCAAAGCCUCGCCUUGUCUCUGCUCACAUUCGCAGGCGUAGUCUUCCGCUCCGAGCUGGCCCUCUUGGUUGGAACUCAGACUCUGUUUCUCCUAUUUUCGCGGCGCAUCAGUAUCUACAGGACCAUCUUCGCGGGCCUGUCUGGUUUGGCAGCUGGCCUCACCUUGACCGUCUGCAUAGACGGAGCCUUUUGGCAGAGCUUCCCGCUAUGGCCUGAAUUUGAAGCGUUCCGCUUCAACGUGCUAGCAGGCCAAUCUUCAGAAUGGGGAACAGAGCCCUGGUCGUUCUAUUUCUCCAAUUCUCUUCCCCGCCUCCUCUUCAAUCCACUUUGCUAUCUUCUCGCCAUCCCCGUUGCCCUACGACAGCCAGCAACGCGGAAAAGCGCACUGUCGCUGCUCAUUCCUACGAUGGCAUUCGUGGCGCUGUAUAGCUUCCAGCCGCACAAGGAAUGGCGAUUCAUCAUCUACAUCAUCCCCUCUCUUACGUCUGCAGCAGCUUUGGGUGCCGGGUAUCUCUGGACGCAUCGCUCGCGCUCCUGCUUUGCGCGCUGGGCGACCCGCGCUCUGGUAGUUUCGUCUCUCGCAGUGUUCUUGCUGUCUAACCUGGUUCUUCUACCUGCGUCUGCGGCUAAUUAUCCUGGUGGACAGGCGAUCGAUGCUAUGCAUCGCCAACACGCUUUGCGCAAGGACCAAUCUGCCCAGUCAGGCAUAAACGUCUACUUGGGUAAUUUGGCUUGCCAAACUGGCGUGACACGAUUCCUACAGCAAGAUCCUUCGUCGGGGUGGGUUUAUGAUAAGACCGAGGACGAGGGCAUUAAGUCAACGAGUGAGUUCUGGGAUCGCUUCGACUACCUCGUGUUGGAGACUUCGUCGGACGCGAACAUCGUGGAUACAGAUGAGACUAGACUCCGUCGUGCACUGCCAGGUUCUGCUUGGGAGAGCGUGUAUGUUGUUAACGGUUUUACUGGCAUUACAGUGUUGAGACCCGGUGUUCCGGCCAAGGGGAUUGCCGAAAGACGCAUCCUUGAGUCCGUUGGUGGUGCGCGUGCAGUCGAGCUCUUCGAACGCAUACGUGAGUAUGCAAGGGUAUUGUUGCGCGGGUGGUGGGUUGAGCCGAGGAUGGAGCCUAGAGUCCAGGUUUUGAAACGUGCAAGAGGUUGA